Messenger RNA from Trachemys scripta elegans, 948 nucleotides. Its product is annotated as olfactory receptor 52R1-like. Bases 1 to 948 code for a protein of 315 amino acids. Lineage: Eukaryota; Metazoa; Chordata; Testudines; Emydidae. The record is from RefSeq and is a predicted model, not a curated record. Gene Ontology annotation, biological process: G protein-coupled receptor signaling pathway. Gene Ontology annotation, cellular component: membrane. Gene Ontology annotation, molecular function: olfactory receptor activity; G protein-coupled receptor activity. The transcript has a single exon.
AUGUCAGACUCCAACUCAACCUACUUCACCAACUCCUCCACCUUUAUCCUGCUGGGCAUUCCUGGCCUGGAGGCAGCCCAUGUCUGGAUCUCCAUCCCCUUCUGCGCCAUGUAUGCCAUAGCCAUCUUGGGGAACUUCACCAUCCUGUUCAUCGUGAAGAGGGAGCCGAACCUCCAUGGGCCCAUCUAUUAUUUCCUGUGUAUGUUGGCCAUCACCGACCUAGUCCUGUCUACGUCCGUCCUACCCAAAAUUCUGAGCACCUUCUGGUUCAAUUCCAGGGAGAUCGAUUUCAGUGCCUGCCUCACCCACCUGUACUUCAUUCUCAGCUUCUCUGCGAUGCAGUCUGGGAUCCUUGUGGCCAUGGCUUUUGAUCGCUACCUGGCCAUCUGCGAACCCCUGAGACAUUCCACCACCCUGACAAACGCUGUGGUGGCCAAAAUUGGCCUGGCCAUGGUGCUGCGUGGCAUCAUACUCGUACUGCCCUAUCCCUUCCUGGCAAGAAGGUUGCCAUAUUGCAGAACCAACAUAAUUCCCCAUACAUACUGCGAGCACAUAGCUGUGGUGAAGUUGGCCUGCGCUGACAUUAGCAUCAGUAGUUACUACACCCUCUCUGUGUCAUUCUUCGUGAUCAGUAUGGAUGUGUUUUUUAUUGCCAUGUCCUAUACCCAGAUCCUCAGGUCCAUCUUCAGCCUCCCAACAAAGGAGGCCCGGCUCAAGACUUUUGGGACCUGCGGCUCCCACCUCUGUGUCAUCUUAGCCUUUUACAUUCCACAUCUCUUCUCCACCCUCGCGCAACGGUUUGGGCAAAAUGUGGCCCUGCAUUUCCACGUUCUCAUGGCCAACAUGUACCUCCUGGUGCCCUCCAUGCUAAACCCCAUCAUCUACGGGGUGAGGACCCAACAGAUCCGGGAUAGGCUGCUCCAGCUCUUUACUCAUAAAGGGACCUAA